UCACUACAUUUUUUCUCAACCCCCUCUUUGUGUGUAUAUAAGAUAUAGGAUUUAUAUAAAUAAAGGUCACUUCUUCUCUCAACCCUCAACAACCUAAAAAAUAUUCACUAGGAUUUAUUUCUUUAUUUUAUUCAUUUAAUUAUUUGUUUCUAGUCUUUAUCAUAUAAUUUUGCAUUGCUUGCCCUGUAAUUCAAGAUCAACUUGGAAAAUUUGCAAGAUUUGGGAUGAAAUCUGGUCGGAUCUUGCUUUGUGGGAUGGGGAUUUUGGUGGGUCUUAUUUCAAUACAAAGCUCUUCUUCCCAUUUCAUAUCCCUCCCAUAGAGAACAACAGCACACCAAAAAAAAAAAACCAUCUUUUCUAAUUCCAUCCUCAGGCUCAGAAGGAACACAAGUUACACCAACCACCCUUUUUCCAAUUCAUUGUUUCUUCACUUUUUCUUCAAUCAAUUAAGGUUCCACUUUGUGUUCUGAGUUGGAGCAAAUGGGGAUGGCUGCAGAGUCACAGUUUCAUGUGUUGGCUGUUGAUGACAGCCUCAUAGAUAGGAAACUGAUAGAGAGGCUUCUAAGAACCUCUUCCUAUCAAGUUACUACAGUUGAUUCUGGUAGUAAGGCUUUAGAGUUUCUGGGUUUGCGUGAGAAUGAUGAGAGCAACCCAAAUACACCAUCUGUUUCUCCUAACAAUCAUCAGGAGGUGGAGGUGAAUCUUGUUAUCACUGAUUACUGUAUGCCUGGCAUGACAGGCUAUGAUUUGCUAAAGAAAAUCAAGGAAUCUUCAUCUUUGAGAAACAUACCAGUGGUGAUUAUGUCAUCUGAGAAUGUGCCUGCAAGGAUUAACAGAUGCUUGGAGGAAGGAGCAGAAGAAUUCUUCUUGAAGCCUGUGAGGCAAUCAGAUUUGAAUAAGCUUAAACCCCACAUGAAGAAGACCAAAUUGAAAGAUCAAAGUCAAGAAACAGUAGAAAAACUUGAAAACUCAGAAGUUCAACAGUCACAACAAAUACAAAGUGACCAACAAGAAGCUCCAAAAUCCCAAGAUCUACAACCAGAGUCAGAGACACAUUCACGGCCAACUAUAGAACAACAGCAACAAUCACUACAACAAGCCAACAAUAACAAGAGAAAGACCAUGGAACAGGGUCUUUCACCUGAGACUGACAGAACAAGACCAAGAUACAGUGGCAUAGCCACUGUGGUAUGAUCAUAAAUCAUUGCCAAAUAAUUUUAUUGAAUUUCAAAAUGUAAUUCUCAUAUAACUUAAAAAAAA
Molecule: messenger RNA, 1260 nt
Organism: Abrus precatorius (Indian licorice)
Lineage: Eukaryota; Viridiplantae; Streptophyta; Magnoliopsida; Fabales; Fabaceae
Product: two-component response regulator ARR9
Exons: 5
Coding region: 481-1194 (237 amino acids)
Biological process (GO): cytokinin-activated signaling pathway; phosphorelay signal transduction system
Source: RefSeq, a predicted model, not a curated record